AUGUACCAGCAAUCAAUGGAUUCUUUGGCAUUUCACAUGCUCGUCAUGGGGCAUACGCGUCUUCGUCACAUUGCCGUGCCGACAGUCAAUCUGAAGCCACCAAAUCUUGGUUACGUCUCUGGAAAUUUACUGUCUCUGAAGAAUCUGGACUUACAACCUCAAUCCAGCAGGCUGGGUGCGUGGACAAGUGUCUCUCUGCUGCAGCAUCUUGAGAUCCAAGACAGCCAGAACAUCGGUCGCUCCCUAGACGACGUAAGCAGCGGGUUGGAAGAUAUUUUCGUGUCUACCUCAUCCGCCGAGUUUGUUGCAGUCGACUCCCUUCGUCACCACCUAGCAACUCUGAAAUUCGUAGUGGUCAACCCCCUCAACAAGUGGGAUCACAUAGGGCAGAGCGAUGGAAGUGUCAAUCACAUGUACCAAAGCACAAACCUGAAGUAUAUGGCCACCUACUGCCCACUCAUUGAAGAGCUUGGGACUAGUCUUGUGCAUGUAGACUUCGAAGACAUGGAAGAGGCCUUCAUUAUCCUGGAAGUACCCAUCUUGCCUGUUGAAAUACAGCCCAAAUCAGCUUUGGACGCUCUCGCUACAUUCCCCAACCUCCGCGUACUGCGACUGACGCAGCCACCGAUCAAACUCGCGGAUGAAGUUGAAACAGCGGAAACCCCUAAACGCGCGCGACAAUGGCAAUAUCGAGAGUUCGCAGAACAUAUCUUCCAGUCACCAGCUGGAUAG
Messenger RNA from Parastagonospora nodorum SN15, 732 nucleotides. RefSeq lists its product as hypothetical. The coding region runs from base 1 to 732 and encodes 243 amino acids. The transcript has 4 exons. The record is from RefSeq and is a predicted model, not a curated record. Lineage: Eukaryota; Fungi; Ascomycota; Dothideomycetes; Pleosporales; Phaeosphaeriaceae.